Messenger RNA from Nematocida homosporus, 1644 nucleotides. RefSeq names its product tRNA pseudouridine13 synthase. The coding region runs from base 1 to 1644 and encodes 547 amino acids. Gene Ontology annotation, molecular function: RNA binding; pseudouridine synthase activity. Lineage: Eukaryota; Fungi; Microsporidia. Gene Ontology annotation, biological process: pseudouridine synthesis. The record is from RefSeq and is a predicted model, not a curated record. The transcript has a single exon.
AUGGACUCAUUCAAGUGGUUAGCUUGCUUAUCAGCUGGAAAACAAUAUGACGCGAUUUUGAAGGAGAGAGAGGAAGACUUUAUUGUACGGGAAGGGGGGCCUGAUGGACGGUUGUUAAAUGUAGGGGAGGUUGUGAAUCGGGCUGAAUUGUUGCUUUUAGAGGGAUUACCUUUGAUACCGCGUGGGUUUAUCAAGCGGGUUUUAGAUAGAGAAGAGAUAGUAAGACAUAGGGAAGUAUUAGGGAAGAUUGUAGGAAUACCUGAUAAGGAAGGAAGACAAAAAGUUCAUCAGUUAUAUUCAAUGCAUCCGUUUGUUUAUACUAAGACUAUUAAGAACCAGAGUGGAAGUACUGAUAUUUUAGUACUCUUUGAUACUCAUCAUAAGCAGCAUAUAUAUUCAGUUUGUGUGACUAAGAAAGGACGAACUUCCCAUGAAGCAAUUAAGAUGGUGGCUAGUUUAUUACGUGUGGCAGAACAUGAUGUGAUGUUUGCUGGUAAUAAGGAUAAAAAGGGUAUUACGACUCAGCGAAUUAGUGUAGCUAAAGUGGCUUUUAUUGACUUGUACAAGGCUUGUCAUGCGGAGAAGAAGAGUAAGGAUGAUGAAACCUUAUCUCCGGAUAAUCAGUUUGCAACACGUGAAGUGCAAGAAUCGGACUUACCGGCUGAGGAUAUAGUAGUAGUAGAGUACGAGACAAUUAGUGCUGAGUUGGAUAAGGCAGUAGUUGAACUGGCCGGGCUUAAGGAGCAGAAAGAACAAAGCGAUGAAGAGUACUUGGCGACUGUCUUAGGAUUUGAACAGGAAGUUCAACUAACUACCAUUACACGGAUUCAUAAUAGAAUAGGACUAGGUGAUCUGUCUAAGAACAGGUUCUACUUACGACUUAAAGUAUCUGGUGAUGAACAAACUAUUCACCAAUCAGUAGUUGACUUGAAAACUAAAGGAUUCCCGAACUACUAUGGCCGACAACGGUUUGGGUAUAACAUGAACAAUUCUGAGGUCGGUAAACUUCUUCUAGACCGUAAGUUUGAUGAGGCUUUAGAUACGAUCAUUCAGAGUCUUUCCUCUUUAGAAAACUCAACGAAAGUCCAGGAUACGCUUGCUUGUAUUCGAGAAGGCAAACUUAAAGAAGCUAGUCUUACUAUACCGCCUAAAUUUCAUACGGAAAAGCAGAUCUUACGAGGUCUCAGUCGGGGCGUACCUCCAAAACAGAUCUUUCAAAUGAUCAGAAGAGAGAACCGUAUGAUAUACAUGCAUAGUUAUCAAAGCAUGCUUUUUAAUGAUAUGCUUGAAUCAAGAUUAAAGAAAGGUCUGAAUCCCCAGGAAUAUACAGGCGGCCGACUUUGGGUGGGUUCAAUUACUUCACAAGAAGAGAUCCACAACCAUAUUAAGGAAACAAGCACUCCAGAUUUAGACACUCUCUUCUUACCUCUAUUCCCAAAACCAGCCGCCGGCAGUCCACCUCCCCCACACAAUUCUUUGUGUCCUAAAGGCGGAUAUCGCAAAGCCAUCAUUCAUCCCGAGAAUUUGACCUAUUCCCUCAAGGAAGGCACACUUUCCCUCUCCUUUGAUUUACCACCCGGCACAUACGCAACUAUGGUCAUCAAAGAAAUCACCAAGAACGGCACCAAAGAAGUCACCUGGUAA